GAAGAAGAAGAAGAAGAAGAAAAAAACCCGAAGCAGGCGGCCAUUAAACCCAUAGACAUCACAUGGAGAACUCUUGCCGUGUUAUUGUGUUCUAUAGUCAGCAAUGAGCAGCUCUCGCCAUUGAGUUGUUAUCCAACCUUAAGGAUUAGAAGAAGGAGCAUAACUCAAGGUUGUUGGAACAGUUGUAAAGAUGCCUCGUCUUAAAAGUUUUCGUCGUGCACAAGCCUUUAGAAAGAGGAAGAAUGACCUCAAACGAGUGGAGGUCGACAUCAAAGUUGAAGAAAACACGUUUGUGGCUUGUCAAGGAACAGGAAACCGUCAAAGAGAUAGACCUUGGCCGACCUCUUCUGCCAACAAUACCUGCAAACUGGUCAUUCCCCCAGAACCAAUGGACAAGAAAUUUGUCUUUGUUGUAGGAGACUCUCAUCUAAGGGCUGUUGUGGAUGGAUUUGCUCCUAUUAAAGCAGACGGUCUUUACUUUGGUUUCUUGGCCGUCCCUGGAGGAACAGCGUUGGACCUGAGAACCGAGCUCCUCAAUGCGGUCAUCCCACGCACCCCUGAUGUAGUUUGUUUGUUAGCUCCAAGCAACACUUUGAGGAGAAGCACUGUUGUCAGUGAAGCUGGGAAACGGUUUGAAAAGCUCCUAACAACUGUUUGCACACUUUUUCCAAAGGUGUUUGUGUUGGAUUUCCCUCCAAGACUUGACGUGGAUCCUCAGGUUCAGUCUCUUCUACGACAAGAAUUCCGAAGAGUAUCAGUGCAACUGGGUGUGCAAUACAAAUCGGUUGCUGAGCUGUUUCCGAUGAGUAAACUGCACCUGUGGAGCAGAGAUGGGGUACACCUUAGUGAUGAUGAUGGGAUGAAGAUCCUAACUAAAGCUAUAUAUGAGACCUCAGAUGAGCAGAUUCCCAAGCCAACUGCUGAGACCAAAGUGACGCCCACCAUGUCACACUCUCCCCCAAAGUUGCUUUGUACACCUGAUGUUCCAGUUGUGGCCCCACAAAACCCCUUUGAAUCGGAGGUUGUUGGAUCCCACAAGAAGGCUUCUCCUACUUCAAGCCAACAUAAAAACUGUGCUUCACCAAAGAGAGUUCUCCAUCUAAAGGUGGAAGAAGAAAUGAAGUUUUCUGUGGAGCUGAAUCCAAAGUGGUUGGAUGAUGACAUGCUGGGAAUCUCGUGGGACGGCAACACAUCAACUUUAGAAGAUGCUUCUAUUGCAUCAUUUCAAGAACCAAUGGCUUCUCCAAGUUCAAGCCAACAUCAAAGCUGUGCUUCACCAAAGAAAGAAGAAGAAAUGGAGUUUUCUGUGGAGCUGAAUCCAAAGUGGUUGGAUGAUGACAUGCUGGAAAUCUUGGGGGACGGCAACACAUCAACUUUUGGAGAUGCUUCUACUGCAUCAUUUAAAAAAACAAAGAGCUGUGACAGAGUAGUGGCUGGUGAGGAAACUGUCACCAAAAACG
Molecule: messenger RNA, 1460 nt
Organism: Fundulus heteroclitus (mummichog)
Lineage: Eukaryota; Metazoa; Chordata; Actinopteri; Cyprinodontiformes; Fundulidae
Source: RefSeq, a predicted model, not a curated record